ACCUUAAAGUGGAUCAAAGGAGAACUGAUUGGGAGGGGUACACACGGUCGCGUUUACAUUGCGCUGAAUUCAUCGACAGGGGAGAUGUUUGCAGUGAAACAAGUAGAACGUCCGCAAACUCCCAGCGACAAAAACGACCUCCGCCAGGUGGCGGUGGUUCAAGCGUUAGAGCUUGAAAUCGAAACUUUGAAGAAUCUUGACCAUCCGAACAUUGUACAAUACCUUGGCUUCGAGGAGACACCCGCAAACUUGAACAUCUUCCUCGAAUACGUCCCUGGCGGUUCUAUUGGAAAAUGUUUAGACAAACAUGGCAAGUUUGCUGAAUCCGUCACCAAGUCAUUCACGGCCCAAAUCUUGAGUGGCCUGGAAUAUCUACAUUCAAAGGGGAUCCUCCACCGAAAUCUGAAAGCACACAAUAUCCUCGUCGAAAUGUCAGGAAAAUGCAAGAUAUCUAGCUUCGGAAUAUCAAAGCAAACAGACGAUCUUCACGGGGAGGCGUUUACGCCUAUGCAGGGAACGGUAUUUUGGAUGGCUCCAGAGGUCAUCAGCCCCCAGAAGAAGGGGUAUGAUUUCAAGACUGAUAUCUGGAGUGUUGGCUGUGUUGUGUUGGAGAUGUGGGCCGGUAUGCGGCCCUGGAUGGGAGAAGAAAUGGUAGCUGUAUUGUUUAAAUUGUAUCAAGCCAAACUCCCGCCGCCAAUACCCAAAGAUCUCAUCCUAUCGGAGCUUGCAGAUGACUUUAGACGAAAAUGUUUUGCGAUAAAUCCUGAGGAGCGUCCAAGUGCUGCUGAACUCGGGAAGCAUCCUUAUCUCGUACUCCCGGCAGACUGGAAGUUCACGGGAUUUACAUGAUAUUUACUAGCUCUCGAUGACCACACGUACAUCUUCGUUUUCACUUUUCUUAGAUCUAACUGCAACUUCCAUCGGUUCUUGCUUCCCCACAUACCCUAUGUUUUCCAUACCACAUAUCAAUUUUUGGGCCACAC
Messenger RNA from Laccaria bicolor S238N-H82, 983 nucleotides. RefSeq lists its product as uncharacterized. The transcript has 5 exons. The coding region runs from base 85 to 849 and encodes 254 amino acids. Gene Ontology annotation, molecular function: ATP binding; protein kinase activity. Gene Ontology annotation, biological process: protein phosphorylation. The record is from RefSeq and is a predicted model, not a curated record. Lineage: Eukaryota; Fungi; Basidiomycota; Agaricomycetes; Agaricales; Hydnangiaceae.